UGGUCCAAUGGUUUGACUAAGGGUUCAUGUAAUGCUUCUACAUCUGGAGGUCUGGGGUUCAAACCCCAGAAAAUACCAAAUUAUGCAGUUUAUGGAGAAACAGAUUACAGGAGAUCUUCAGCUUGGUGCAUGGCGUACCAUCGAACAUGGAUCUCAUAGGACGGCUCGGAGAGGUGCAGUUAGGCGUGUAUUCUCACAAGAUAGUAGAAUUCUCGGUUGUAUAAUCGUCUUUGUAAUAUUCUCAUCAUUGUAAUAGCAUAAUUAAUCGAUAAUAAUCGAUCCAGACGUUCAAAAAAAAACUAUGAAAGAGUCCAAAAUUUAAAUGAGAAUUUCAAAUAGUAGCAGAUAAUCCUGAAUCAAUAGAUUAGAUAAGUUACAGCAACAUGUGAGCGGUACCGUUAGCAUUUUUUGACAUUUUUGGUUUCAGUGUUCGAAAGCACUUGCGCGAAAACACCAUUUUCAUCUCCCGCCGCACCUUCCCUCCUUUUUUUUGUUCUGUUUUGUGUUUUACUUUUUUCCAUCUCUUCCUCCCCAUCUCAUCUAACCACUCCAAACCUCUCUCUCUCUCUCAACCUUCACUAUGCAGCCUCAGCCUCACAUCUCCCCAACCUCCGCCCAAGCCGCCAUCUCCGCCGCGCUUAAAUCCCAGCGACUCCGCAAAAACCGCGGAAGCUACAGCUGCGGCCGAUGCGGCCAACCCAAGAAAGGCCACGUCUGCCACCUCCACGUCCCCGCCACUCCGAUCACCUCAAUCUCCGCCGCCGCCGCGUCCUCCUCCUCCACCCGUCCCCCCGCGCCGCCUCCCGUGCGUCAGCCUUUCGCUCACCUCCGCCGCCGCCGCCGCGCCUUAUCUUUCGACGACGACGACGAUUACGCGAGCGAUUCUCUGGAUCUGGAUCUUGAUUUGGAUUCGGACGUUGUUCAGCCGGGGAGGUUCCACGCGGCGGGACUGUGGGAGGUGCUUAAGAGGCUGCCUCCGUCUGGGUUGCUGAUGGCGGCUAGGGUUUGCAGAGGCUGGAGAGAGACCGCGAGGAAGAUGUGGAAAGCCGCUGAGGAGCUUAGGAUUAGGGUUCCCGUGAGUGCUCGGAUUGGUUACGUUGGAUCUUUAUUGCAUAAGUGUCCUUCACUCCUUACACUCUCACUUAAAAUCGAGAGUGAUUUUGACGCGACGACUCUGGCCUGCAUUGCUUUCUCUUGUCCCAGUCUUGAGGUUUUGGAGAUUUCAACUUCUGGUGCAGCUGCCAAUAGGAUCUCUGGGGAUGAGCUUGGUCGCUUUGUUUCUGAUAAGCGUGGACUUAGAAGCCUUAAGAUGGAAGGGUGUUCCAGCUUGGGAGGAUUUUCCCUCACUUCAACAAGCCUCUCCACUCUUUGGCUUGCCCAUCUUCAUUCUCUCUCUAACAUGGUCUUCAACUGUCCAAAUCUGAUAGAGAUAUCACUUGAGUUUUCUUGCCAAGAAGAUGAUUCAACUGAUCUUGUAACAAUGGUUGAUGGUUUGGGAAGGACUUGCACUAGAUUACAGAACAUUCACAUAGCCUCUCUGAAGCUUUCACACACUUUUGUACUUGCUCUUACUUCUGUGAAUUUCAGGGAUUUGAGAAUGCUCUCCCUAGUUUUUGGAAUAGAUAUCACUGAUGCAUCUGUAGCUGCCAUUUCCUCAAGUUACACAAACUUGGAACUGCUUGAUCUGAGUGGAUCCAGCAUUACUGAUACUGGUCUUGGGAUGAUCUGCGAUGUCUUACCUGAUACACUCUCAAAAUUACUUGUUGCUCUUUGUCCCAACAUUACAUCAAGUGGCAUUCAGUUUGCUACUGCUCAACUUCCUCUUCUUGAUCUGAUGGAUUGUGGCAUGACUGUGUCUGAUCCCAGUUCAGAUAAUCCGACCUCUUCAGAGAAGAGUUCGACUUCGCAAAAAGCACCAGGCUACAAUCAGAAGAUGUUUAUUAAACAUAAACAGUUGAAGAAACUCAGUUUGUGGGGAUGUUCCAGUUUGAACGCUUUGUUCCUAAACUGCCCAGAGCUCAAGGACUUGAAUUUGAACUCGUGCAGCAAUUUGCAAGCUGAGAGUUUGGUGCUCCAGUGUCCAAAGUUGGAACUUGUGCACGCAUCAGGAUGUCAAAACCUACUAAUAGGAGCUAUCCGAAAACAGGUUUCUGAGAACUUUGCUGCUGGUGAAAACCACAUUCCACGGAAACGCUUGGCUGAUGCGUCGAAAAGGAUUCAGGCUCCACCUUCCGUAUACCAAGAGACAAGAGAAGAUGAGAAUAAUCCAGGGAAGAAGAGAAGGAAGGUUGAGAGAGAAGUGUGUACCAUUAUACAUUAAUAACGAACUCUCUAUCAAUAAUACUCAUCUUGGACUCGUUCUUCUUCCAACUCUAUUUUAUUGUACAUCUGAUCAUGUUGGAUUACGUCUGUUGUGGUUUAUUACUUAUGAACUUAUACAUGUUUAAUCUUUGUUUUCUAAUUAGCUUGAAUAGUUACAUGUUUAAUUAACUUUCCUUGUCUGAAAAUUUCAAUCCUAUUGAUAGGUUUAUUGUUC
Messenger RNA from Raphanus sativus (radish), 2536 nucleotides. RefSeq names its product F-box/LRR-repeat protein 17. The record is from RefSeq and is a predicted model, not a curated record. The coding region runs from base 581 to 2320 and encodes 579 amino acids. Gene Ontology annotation, molecular function: protein binding. The transcript is spliced from 10 exons. NCBI's taxonomy places the organism in Eukaryota, Viridiplantae, Streptophyta, Magnoliopsida, Brassicales, Brassicaceae.